ACCUUCAUGGUUUGGAUUCACUGCAUUGGUCACAUGAAUGCUUCGGUUCAUCAACUGCAUUUGGCCCAGGAUAUGGAUAAGGAUAUGGACUCUUCCUUCCUGGCUUUGGUUCAUCAACUGCAUUUGGCCCAGGAUAUGGAUAAAAUACCCAUGUUUUGGAUUCAUUGCACUUGUUACAUGAAUGCCUUGAUUCAUCAACUGCAUUUGGCCCAGGAUAUGGAUAAGGAUAUGGACCCUUCCUUCCUGGCCUUGGUUCAUCAACUGCAUUUGGCCCAGGAUAUGGAUAAGGAUAUGGACCGUCCAAUGUAUUGGAUCCACUGCACUUGUUACAUGGUUGGGUUGGAUAUUGACCAGGAUAUGGACCAAAAGGAUCCCGAGGCACGGGUACAGGAUACGGUAUUACAAUUGUUUGAUUUAUAACUUGUAUGGGACGUACUCCUGAGCCCGUUUCUGGAGGGAUAGUGACUUGAAUAUUUUCUUUGGGUUGGUCCGGACACUGCAUACAACGCUUGCAAAGGUCCCACGUACACGAAAACUUGCAUUUAAGUUUGAUUUUAAGGCACAACAACGUUCUGGGCAUUACGCCGGCAUUUUUUGUCUCUCCCAGUAGUCCUUUGGGAGAUUCAGUCCUGUUCGCUGCGCAAAGGAGCAGGAAUGAAAGGAUCAAGAAGGCAGCCUUCCACUUCAUUUUAAUAUCGUGUCUAGCAGAAUAUGUCUAAUCUGACGCUACAAUCCAA
Drosophila teissieri is the source of this 737-nucleotide messenger RNA. RefSeq lists its product as uncharacterized. The transcript has 2 exons. The record is from RefSeq and is a predicted model, not a curated record. The coding region runs from base 7 to 420 and encodes 137 amino acids. NCBI's taxonomy places the organism in Eukaryota, Metazoa, Arthropoda, Insecta, Diptera, Drosophilidae.